AUGAUGAUGAAAAAGAUUAAUUAAUUUCAUUAAUAUCAAUAUAAAUUUAAGGUUUAAUUGACACUUCUAAAUCAAAUAACUAUGAGAUUCUAAUAGUAUAACAUUCAAAUGCCUUAUAUGUUGUAAAUUAAUAAGUUAUCCAAGUUCUGACAUGAUAAGCUACUAUAAAAGGUCCAUACCCUAAACAAUAAUUGAUGCAAUAAUAUACAUGUGUUUACUUUAUAAGAUUAAGAAAUAGAUGUUCGCUCAAAUUGUUAUCUAAAGCCACUGCCUGAGGCUUAUGUAAUACCAGAAUAACCCAAAAACAACCAACUAUUUGGUUAUUAAGUCAAAACACCGCUGUUGUAAGUAUUUGUGUGAUGUAUAAUCUAGGUAUCAUAAAAGGCUUCUUCAACUCCUAAAAUAACUUAAUAACCAAGCGAUUUUAAGUUUAAAUUAUUUGUAAGAUCAACAGAUACUUAAGUGCUUGUUAUAGAGGUAAUCUAUUUAUUUAUUUAUUUGAAAAUUACAGAUAAUUAGAAAUCGAUACCACCUUAUACUCCAAAACUUAUAAUUGAAAUUAUGCCUUUAUUUGCAUUUGGAAUUUAGUGAUUAAAUGUUUAAUCAUCUGGAAGUAAAUUAUUAAAACUAUUAAUCACCUGUAUUCUAUCAUCAUCUAUUGCAUACCAAUAAUAUUUA
Paramecium sonneborni is the source of this 678-nucleotide messenger RNA. The record is from the annotation of a GenBank genome assembly. NCBI's taxonomy places the organism in Eukaryota, Ciliophora, Oligohymenophorea, Peniculida, Parameciidae.